Molecule: messenger RNA, 1435 nt
Organism: Xyrauchen texanus (razorback sucker)
Lineage: Eukaryota; Metazoa; Chordata; Actinopteri; Cypriniformes; Catostomidae
Product: 2-acylglycerol O-acyltransferase 2-A-like
Exons: 6
Coding region: 43-1050 (335 amino acids)
Biological process (GO): triglyceride biosynthetic process; diacylglycerol biosynthetic process
Cellular component (GO): endoplasmic reticulum membrane
Molecular function (GO): 2-acylglycerol O-acyltransferase activity; diacylglycerol O-acyltransferase activity
Source: RefSeq, a predicted model, not a curated record
GUCACACCAGUUUUUGGUGUCCUCUUCGGGUCUUAUUCAGCCAUGAAGAUUCAUUUUGCUCCGGCUGAUGUGCCUCUGGAUAGGAGGCUUCAGACUGCUUCUGUUCUGCAGUGGGUCUUCUGUUUCCUAGGCCUAGCCCCCUGCUGUAUUGUAUUGUUCCUCUACCUGCUAUUCACCCGUUUCUGGAUCAUCUGUGUGCUGUAUGCCAUCUGGUGGUACAUCGAUUGGGACACACCUUCACAAGGAGGUAGAAAAGUGCCCCUACUAUGUCGAAUGCGCUUAUGGGAGUACAUGAGAGAUUAUUUCCCCAUAAAGCUGGUGAAGACAGCAGAUCUGGACCCUAGGCAGAACUAUGUGCUGGGUUUUCAUCCCCAUGGUAUUCUCGUGGCUGGUGCAUUCACUAAUUUCUGCACAGAAGCGACAGGCUUCAGUAAACUCUUUCCUGGGCUGAAGAGCAACCUUCUCAUGCUGCCUCUCUGGUUCAGAGCCCCCUUCUUCAGAGACUAUAUUAUGUGUGCAGGCCUGGUUCCAUCAGACAAGGAGAGUGCCAAGUAUCUGCUCCAGCGAAAAGGGGGUGGGAACGCUGUGGUCAUUGCAGUUGGAGGAGCCCCUGAGGCUUUGGAUGCCCGUCCUGGUGACUGCACUGUUCACUUGGCCAAUAAGAAGGGCUUUAUUAAACUUGCACUAGAGAAUGGAGCCCAUUUGGUUCCUAUAUAUUCUUUUGGAGAGAACGAGGUAUUUGACCAGGUGGAAAAUCCUCGUGGCACCUGGUUACGAUCUAUCCAAGAGCACCUACAGAGCUUCAUGGGUGUUUCUUUGCCCCUUUUCCAUGCACGUGGAGUUUUCCAGUACAGUUUUGGCCUAAUGCCCUACAGAAAGCCCAUCAACACUGUUGUGGGUCGGCCAAUCAAGGUAGAGAAAAAUGAGAAACCCACAGCAGAAGAUUUGAACACUCUUCACCAGCUCUAUAUGGAUGAACUCACUCGCCUCUUUGAGGAACACAAAGGAAAUUAUGGAAUACCUGAAGACUCUCACUUGGUGUACCUCUGAGCUGACAGCAUCACUUAAGCAACUCUGAGAGUGUGUAUGUGUAUGCGUGCGAGUGUUUGCAUGUGUGUGUGUGUGUGUGUGAGUGAGAGAGAGAGAGAGAGAGAGAGAGAGAGAGAGAGAGAAUGUGUGUAAGUACAUUUUGGGCCCUAUUUUAAGAACACUAGCACUAAGUGCAGCACUAUGCUCAAAUUCAAACGUACAAAGACAAUGGGCUUGGCCAUUACAUUUUGGUAUUUUCGUGCAAGCAUGCACUAUGCCUAGGCGCAAGUGAGUUUGGUGAAAUUGUGCUCGCAAAGUGCUAAAAGGCUGGGUUAAGUGCAAUUCAAUUCUGAGGUUCUUCUCCGGUUAUUGCACUAUCUUCUUCCUAUUUUGCAGGCCAUUCCCU